GUUAAAUUACCAAAACCGAAAUGGCUUAUUCCUCACAUUGUUUCUUCUUUGUUUCAGUGGCACUUUUGUUACAAUUUCUCAUAGCCCCUGCCUCGGCUUUGCCCUUACAAUCGACACAAUACAUCGACGAUUUAUGUAAGAUGCCAUCUAUCGACGACAAAACCUUUUGCUUGCAAACGUUGACUGGCUAUCAAGGUGCAAUGUAUGCCGGAAGCUCGAUUACACUAGCACAAAUCGUGAUCAGCGGCCUGCUCGUACCUCACGUCCAGAAGACAAUGCGUUUUGCACUACUCACUUCAGCAAAGGAGCCGCCGAGUAUAAAGACACAGUUCAUGACUUCCCGGGAAUACCUUAGAACUGUUGGAUACUCUCUCGCGAAAGCCUUUGAUCAACUAGCUGUCUCCCCACGUAGCUCAACCCAAGAUGUUAUGAGUUGUACCGACCAAAUUACCAAAGUGUUGAAUUUGAUCGGGAAAAACCAAGACGUUGCUUCGAAGACUCUCAUUGAGAUGACAAUGCGAAUGAAGAAGCUACUUCCUCUCGGUGUUGCAGCCGCACAAGCUGUUGCCGGGUGAAGAAGAAGAUUUUAACAUUUACUAUUGGGGCUUGUCUUAAUUUAUUUCAUUGAAAAAGGUUGAAAAUUAUAUUAAUAUAUGA
Messenger RNA from Capsella rubella, 657 nucleotides. RefSeq lists its product as uncharacterized. Gene Ontology annotation, molecular function: enzyme inhibitor activity. The coding region runs from base 21 to 575 and encodes 184 amino acids. The transcript has 2 exons. Lineage: Eukaryota; Viridiplantae; Streptophyta; Magnoliopsida; Brassicales; Brassicaceae. The record is from RefSeq and is a predicted model, not a curated record.